Molecule: messenger RNA, 1200 nt
Organism: Chrysochloris asiatica (Cape golden mole)
Lineage: Eukaryota; Metazoa; Chordata; Mammalia; Afrosoricida; Chrysochloridae
Gene: HS1BP3
Product: HCLS1 binding protein 3
Exons: 7
Coding region: 1-1200 (399 amino acids)
Molecular function (GO): phosphatidylinositol binding
Source: RefSeq, a predicted model, not a curated record
AUGCGGUCUCCGGCGGUGCUCGUCACCUCCAGACACAUUCAGAAUGUGCACACAGGCCUGGACCUGACUGUACCCCAGCACCAGGAGGUGCGGGGCAAGAUGAUGUCAGGCCAUGUGGAGUACCAGAUCCUGGUGGUGACCCAGCUGGCCACGUUCAAGUCAGCCAAGCACAAGCCCGAGGAUGUCGUCCAGUUCUUGGUCUCUAAAAAGUACAGCGAGAUUGAGGAAUUUUACCAGAAACUGAGCAGCCGUUACUCCAUGGCCAGCCUCCCCCCGCUGCCCAGGAAGGUCCUGUUUGUUGGGGAGUCUGACAUCCAGGAAAGGAGAGCUGUGUUCGAUGAGAUUCUGCGCUGUGUCUCCAAGAAUGCCGAGUUGGCAGGCAGUCCAGAGCUGCUGGAAUUCCUAGGUACCAAGUCCCCAGGGGCUGUGGAUCUCCCCAACAGAGAAGCCUCUGUUGUAGAUGCGGACAGCCAGGCAGGGGACGAUGAGGAGGCUUUUGAUUUCUUCGGGCAGCAGGAUGGAAUGGCGGGAGAGGGUCUGCCAAUGCUGGGCCCAAUGAGCAAGGAUGCCAGGAAUCCCUUGAAAGAGGAAGAGGAGGAGGAGGAGGAGGUGGCAUUGGACCCUCUGGGAAUCAUGCGCUCCAAGAAACCCAAGAAACACCUUAGAGAGGCCACCAAACCGAAGCCCGCACCCCGGCUCACCAUCUUUGAUGAGGAGGUGGACCCUGAUGAGGGACUCUUUGGCCUCAGCAGGAAGCUUUCCACCAACAGUCCCAUGGAGGACGUGUCCCCCAAAGACCCCCUGAAGCUGUUUGAUGAUCCUGACCUUGGCGGGGCCGUGCCCCUGGGUGAUCCCUUACUGCUGCCAGCUGCCCAUGAGCAUGGAAGGCCCACAUCCAGCCUGGGCCUCAGGGAAGCCUCCAAGGAGCUGUUCAGAAUUGAAGACGACUUGGACCAGAUCCUGAACCUUGGUGCUGAACCCAAACCCAAGCCUCUGCCUAAACCCAAGCCACCAGUCGCAGCUAAGCCAGCAUUACCCAGAAAACCAGCCAUUCCCCCCAAAGCGGAUCCAUCUGAAGCUGUGGUCGGGCAGCAGAAGCAGCAACAGCAGCAGCAGAUCCAAGCCAUGGACGAGCUGGACAUCUUGCGGUACAUCCAGGACCAGGAUGUACCUGGCCAGGCCACCCCCAGUCUCUUUUGA